AUGCCGACGCUUUGCAAGCUAGCUGGGCCCAAGAAUCAAGCUUGCCGGAAAAAUGGACAUCUAUACGCUGUGGCACUUCUACUGGCGUCGAUUUUCAGCUCGAUCAGCAUUCAUCAGCUCUAUGGAGAAUGUAACCGAGUCGGGAUACAGGUCCGCGCUGCCUGCACGGCUCUUGUGUUCCGAAAGUCGUUGCGCUUAUCUGUGGUCCGUGGAGGCGCCGGGGAGGUCAUCAACAUUUAUUCUACAGAUAUCUCGCGACUGGUGGAUGCAGUUACAAACUUCCACUUCCUGUGGUCGGCUUUCCUCGAGGCUACGGCCAUCGUCGUGAUAGCCUUCUUCGAAGUUGGCAUCUCGGCUAUCCCUUGCCUCGCUUUCGUUAUAAUGCUGCUGCCCGUGCAGAUGUACCUAGGGAGCAAGAUCAGUUCUUUGAACCGAGAUCAGACGGCUGUCACAACAGGUCGAGUGCACAUCAUGUCCGAAAUACUCACGGCGAUCAAGCUUAUCAAGUUCUAUGCGUGGGAAGCACCCUUCACCGACAAGAUUGAGGACAUCCGACACCGCGAAAUCACGCUGAUCCGACGCGGCAUGAUAGUCAAAGCCAUCAACUUCACUGUUGUCUUUGCUGUUCCCGUCUUUGUCGCCCUGGCGUCAUUGGGCAUGUACAAGGUCGCGCUGGGAAACACCCUCACGGCUUCGAUCUCUUUCACUGUUCUCUCAGUGUACAACACUCUGCGUUACCCAUUCCUGAUGUUGCCGCUAGCCGUCCGAUCAACAGCUGGUGCCAUGACUUCGCUCGGUCGUUUGAACGAAUUCCUUACCCUUGCUGAAGUCGAAGAGUUGAAGCCCCAACCACCGCCGAAAGGCCGCGACCUUGCAUUUGAGGUCAAGAACAGCGACUUCAAAUGGGACGGCAUUGAAGUACCGAAGCCCACCCUGCAGAAUGUAUCUCUGGAGAUCAAGAAGGGGGCGAAAGUUGCAGUGAUUGGUGACGUCGGAUCUGGUAAAUCUUCCUUGAUCGCCGCCUUGCUCGGGCAGAUUCGCCUCGUGCGCGGUGAUGGCAUGAAGAUAUAUGGAACGACUGCCUACAUGUCUCAGGAGGCGUGGUUGCUGAAUGUAACACUCCGCGAAAACAUCUUGUUCGGUAAGAACUUUGACCGCAAGCGGUACCAGGAGGUCGUGCGAGUCGCCGCUCUUCAACGAGAUUUGACCCUUCUCAUCGCUGGAGACAAGACCGAGAUUGCCGAGCGUGGUGCUAAUUUAAGUGGUGGCCAACGCCAGAGAGUAAGUCUGGCUCGAACGGUCUACUACGAUGCCGAAAUUCUCCUUUUGGAUGACCCUCUUUCGGCCGUGGAUCAACACGUCGGUGUGCACAUUUUCGAAGAAUGUUUCAUGGGGUAUUUGAAGGAAAAGACCGUCGUGGUGUCGAUGAACCAGCUUCAAUACUUGCCUCGCAUGGACUACAUCAUCGUCAUGAAGGAAGGGCAGAUUGCUAUGCAAGGCACUUUCGACUACCUCCUUGCCAACCAUGCUGAGUUCACUGAAUUCUGCACGUCGGAAGUCGAGGAGCUGGAGGACAUGAUGAACGAGCGCAAGGGGCAGUUGGUACAGGAAGACACGUCUGCGGCCUCCACCGGUUUCGCGGAUUUCGCAAAAUACGGCCGAGCAGCGAAGCAUAGCGGAGCAGGUCCGAAGACUACCCUUCUGGUCAUGGCCUUCUUCUUUGUCGUCCACGGUGUUCGUAUCGGCUCGGACUAUUGGCUACGACUGUGGGUGCCGAGAACCGGAAACUUCACGGACGCAGUGUACCUUGGAGUGUAUGGAGUAUUCACUGGUAUCUUUGCGACAGGAGUGCUGACUCGUGGUCUGCUCUUUGCCUUCCUCGCCACCCGUAAAGCAGCCGACCUGCACGAUAAUAUUUUUGGAGCCGUCAUCCGCGCGCCCAUGUCGUUUUUCGACGCUACGCCGUUGGGCCGUAUCCUCUCCGCAUUCUCGAAACAUCAGUUGCACGUCGACGAUACCUUACCUGACGCUGCAAUGCAAGGUCUCCAAUAUGCGCCGUUGGGCCUAGGUGCGCUUCUCCUUUGCGCGAUUAUCGUUCCUUGGAACUGGGCUCCCUGCAUUGGGCUUGUCGUCAUCGGGGCAGUGGUCCUCAAGCUCUCCACUCCGGCGGAAAUCAAGACCAAAGCGCUUGAAGCCGUUACGAAGCCCCCGAUUUUCAACCAUCUUACAGCCACCUUGGAAGGACUUUUCUCCAUCCGCGCUUACCAUGCCGAGAAGCGGUUCGACGACAUGAACCUGGAGAAACUUGACAACAACCAUGGUGCCAUGAUGGCUGCAAUGAAUGUGCGAUCUUUCCAGGCAUUAUACCUCGAUUUCCUUUCCUCCUUCGUGGUUUACUUCACCGCCCUUCUUUUGGUCGUCGCUCGUGGGAACAAUCCCGACCUCCCAUCGAUCACCGGACUCGCCCUCUCCAACGCCCUGCAAAUGCUUGUUUUCGUGCAGUGGACAGUACGUAUGGUCGGCGAAGUUCAAUCGCAGAUGUCUUCUGUUGGACAGUUGGUCUACUACGCCGGGGUCAAACCUGAAGCACCAGCGUAUGUUCCUGAGAAUCCGAUCCCGAAAGGUUGGCCAUCCGAGGGGAACAUCGUCUUCAAAGACGUGGUGUUGAGGUACAAGGAAGAUGGAGUGGAUGUUCUCAAGGACGUCAAUCUCGAAAUCAAAAGUACCGAGAAGAUUGGUAUCGUCGGCAGAACGGGAAGUGGCAAAUCCACGCUGUUGACCGCUUUGCUCAGAAUCGUCGAGAUUUGCAAAGGAAAGAUUGUGAUUGACGGCGUAGAUCUGAGUAAGCUAGGCUUGGCAGAGCUGAGAUCGAACAUUGCUAUUAUUCCGCAAGAGCCAGUCCUGUUUGUCGGAACAAUUCGCUCCAACCUUGAUCCGUUUGGCAAGUGUUCCGAUGACGAGAUUUGGAAGGCACUGGACUCUGUUCAACUCGGCGACAAGAUUCGCGACAUGCCGGCAAAGCUUGACAGCGAAGUCAUCGAAAAUGGAAAGAAUUUCUCAUUGGGUCUCCGACAAUGUGUCUGUAUCGCCAGGGCCAUCCUAUCCAAGUCAAAGAUUCUCGUGCUGGACGAGGCGACCGCUGCCAUCGAUUCACGGACUGACGCGAUGUUGCAAGAGACUAUCAAGUCCUCAUUUGCCGAUUUGACCGUGUUGACGAUUGCUCACAGAUUGAACACGAUCAUCGAGUCGGAUCGAGUCCUUGUGCUGGACGCAGGCAAAAUCCUCGAAUUCGACGAACCCAAGAAACUGCUAGACAACGAAAAUGGCGAUUUCCACGCCUUACUCAAGCAGACUGGGCCGGACGAGUACAGGAUGCUGUACAACCAGGCCGCCAAAGCUCAUGACGAGAGGGAGGCCAAGAAGCGAGUGGUCGUGGAGUAG
Fimicolochytrium jonesii is the source of this 3441-nucleotide messenger RNA. RefSeq names its product P-loop containing nucleoside triphosphate hydrolase protein. Gene Ontology annotation, biological process: transmembrane transport. The coding region runs from base 1 to 3441 and encodes 1146 amino acids. The transcript has 8 exons. The record is from RefSeq and is a predicted model, not a curated record. Gene Ontology annotation, molecular function: ATP hydrolysis activity; ATP binding; ABC-type transporter activity. Lineage: Eukaryota; Fungi; Chytridiomycota; Chytridiomycetes; Spizellomycetales; Powellomycetaceae. Gene Ontology annotation, cellular component: membrane.